GUUAUUUGAUAGAUAAUGAAUUUUGAUUGACGUACAAGUAAAACAUGCUUAUUUUUUUAUAUUAGGUUAAUUUUUAAUUAAUAUCUUUCCAAUAUUUUUGUUAUAAAAUGGAGAUAAGUCUAGAUACAUAACAUUAGUACUGUUAUUUUUUAUUUAAUUAACAAAAUGGAUUUCGCCCGUAGACAACUGGAGAAGUAUGGCUGGACCGAUGGUAAAGGCCUAGGCAAGCACGAGAAUGGAAUUUCAGAAGCACUAAAGCCAAAAUUGAAGCGUAGUGUAACCGGAGUGGGUCAUGAUGCUGCAUCAGAUUUUACAGAACACUGGUGGAGCCAGUUGUAUGAUAAAGCUGCUGGGAAUGUGCAGGUGGAAGAAGUAAAUGGUAAAACGAAACGAAUAAAGGCAAAAGAUGCUGAUAAUUUUGAGAUAACAAACAGUACGUGGCGUUUGAGUAAGAAGAAGAAGGCGAACAAUGAUGAAGAAUAUUCAGAGUAUUUUGUUAGGAAGGCGGUCCUAACCAGUGGUGGGAGUAAGGUGGUGAAUAUCAAUGCGUCUGAUUCUGAUGAGGAAGUGGUGAAGAAAGAUGUAUUCAAAAUGACUGAUGAAGAAUUAUUCGCUGCUUGCGAAGGACGGACAGCUCAUAAAGGCGCGCGCCACGGUCUCAAAGCAGUCGGCAAAUUAGCAAGAAUAGCACAGCAGGAGGCGGCGUUAUUGAAACAGCCACAGUUCGUCGAUUAUUCUCAUAGUAGAAAAAUUGUACAAGAUUUAUCGACUACCGAAUUGAAUGUUGUUGAAAACAUGAACUUAGAAAGUGAUACAGAUAUGUCUGUGACAAGGAAAAAGAAAAAGAAAAGAAGAAAAAACAUUGUAUUAGUCAAAAUAAUUACGAGUUGGAAAAUAAUGAGUCUCCUAAAAAGGGCUUCCCUGAAAACCAUGGGAUUUCACUUGAGAAAGUUAACAAAAAUAUGGAAAUAUUUAAUAGUGUUGAUAAAGAUGCAGAUGAAAAGGUUAGUAAAAAAUCUAAGCGCAAAAAGGAAAGAACUAAUAUAGAGAAUGGUGAAAUAUGUGAAAAGGACAAUUUUGUUAAAAAAUCAAAGAAAUUUAAAACCAAGAAUUAUGAAGAUGAUACAGAGACAGUUGUUAUGGAAACAGAGCCUGUGGAAGAAGAAGAACGUAUGGACAUUUUAGAAAAUUGCAACAAAAAGAAGAAAAAGAAAAAACAUAAAAAUGUUUAAUCUGUGUAAAUAAAUGUUUUGUAAAUGACUA
Messenger RNA from Galleria mellonella (greater wax moth), 1263 nucleotides. Its product is annotated as G patch domain-containing protein 4. The coding region runs from base 166 to 1047 and encodes 293 amino acids. Gene Ontology annotation, biological process: regulation of ribosome biogenesis. Gene Ontology annotation, molecular function: nucleic acid binding. The record is from RefSeq and is a predicted model, not a curated record. The transcript is spliced from 5 exons. Gene Ontology annotation, cellular component: nucleolus. NCBI's taxonomy places the organism in Eukaryota, Metazoa, Arthropoda, Insecta, Lepidoptera, Pyralidae.